Molecule: messenger RNA, 1431 nt
Organism: Ectocarpus siliculosus
Lineage: Eukaryota; Phaeophyceae; Ectocarpales; Ectocarpaceae
Source: the annotation of a GenBank genome assembly
AUGCUAGAGAGGGGCUGGGUCACGCGAGAGGAGUACCAGCAGCUCCUGCAUGGCGAUCGGCUGUACUCUCUCCACGAGUCCGAGAUGGAGGAGCAGGAACGAGAGCGGCGGCGGCGACUGCGAAAUAAGAUAGGGCUCCGUCGGAAAUUGUGGAGGCAGACGCAGAUCGGCGUCGUAAGGCGCGCGCGCGCGCGGAAGAAGGCCGAAAAGCGCAACAAGGCGGGCGGGGCAGCGGCGGCGGCGGCGGAUGACCUCAGCAAGUCAGGCAAGGUGUCGACAGCGACUUCGGCGGCGGCGGCGGCGGCGGCGGCGGCGGCCGUGGACAAGAGGAAGAAGAAGAAGCAGCCGCCGGCGGAGCGGCCCCCCGACGUCUGCCGAGACCCGAUAACGCUCGACGACCUCGGCUCGUGGACGUGGGACUUCCGCGCCAGCGAGGCCGCCACACCGCCCGUUUCGUGCGGGGCAACUAAGUCGACGAAGCACGGAGGCGGCGGCGGUUGGAAAGGGAAGCGUUUCGGGGUGGGGGGCAAGGGGGGCCGUGGGUGUGGCAGCGGCGGGAGCGGGGGCGGCGGCGGGAGCGGGAGCGGGAGCGGCGUCAGCGGAAGCGGAAGCGGAAGCGGGAGCACCAGCAGCGCGGUGGUGACGUAUAACGUGGAGUCCCUGGUGCUGUACUUGCUGGAGUCGGGAGACUUUCAGGAACCCACCACACGGCGACCGUUUUCCCUGGUCCAACUGGCGGACCUUGACGCUUUGGCGGCGAAGGCGGGCGCGAAGGUCAAGGGAUCGCUAGUACAGUCUUACCACGAGGGGCAGGAAAAGUACGUCGAGCGCCGAGAGCGGAGGGAAAUGCUGGUUGGCGCCGACCGCUGCCUUGGCGACAUCGUCUCGGAGAUGCUGGCCACGAUCGAAGACAACGACGAGUCCCACGAGGACGCCCACAUCUACCUCUGCACUCUCUUCCCGCAGUUUUCCCACAUCUUCUCGGAGAUGAAGGAGGCGGACGAGGAGUACGCGAGACAGUGCCUGGAGCAGCACAUUGCCCUGCUGCGAGGCCCGCCUAACCGGCCGACGGCGAAGUCUCUCUCCUCCGAACAGGGCGACUUGUUGACGGCGUGCGUCGACUUUCUGAGCGAGCAAGGCAGUGCCGGCGGCGGCGGCGACGACGGUGGCGGUGAGGGUGACAGCAAUGCCACACCGCCGCUGGGAGACGGUGAAACUGCCCACGGAGGUAGCGGUGGCGGAGAUCGCCGCACGGUGGACGAAGCCCUCGCGUCGUUGCUGAGCGAGGUCGCCGCUGCGACGAUGGUGGAGGGAGGGAGCUCGACCAGCAGCAGCCGUAGCAGCAGCAGCAGCGACGAGGACGAGGAGGAGGAGGAGGAGGAGGAGGAGGAGGAUGCGUGCGACUUAUCUCUGACCGGCAGCGUGGAGUGA